CCAUCUACAUCCAAGAUGGCGUCCCCCUUGAGGGCAUUGAUAUUGGGGAGUCGCGCUGCGAGCUGCUUACGGACUCUGGUGUUUUGUCGGGAAUAUGUUACACUCACUGCCCGAAAGGAUAUCUCCUUUAUACUUGAUGAAAAAACUGCUCACAGUAGCUUGGACCUUUUCAAACAGGAAACAGGGGUCCUAUAUCGCAUGCUAGGCGUUGAUCCUUCAAAGGUUCCCCAGAAUCCUGCGUUUCGAGAGUGGGCUGUAGUGUUGGGCGAUACAUCUGUCACUAAUGGCCGUCAUUACUGGGAAGUGACAGUAAAGCGUUCCAGUGAGUUUCGAAUAGGUGUUGCUGAUGCUGAUAUGUCUAGAGAUGAGUGCAUUGGUGUAAAUACCCGUUCAUGGGUCUAUGGUUACAGUCAUAAAAAGUGGCAGGCCAUGCAGGCUAAUAAAAUAAUUCCUAUCAGUAAUAUCGGCAAUCCAGCAAAAGUUGGGUUGCUUCUUGAUUAUGAGGGUGGCAAACUCAGUCUCGUGGAUGCAGAGAAGGGUUCACUUGUCCAUACUCUUAAUGCAAGCUUUCGGGGUCCUGUUGUGCCUGCAUUUGCUUUGUGGGAUGGAGAACUUUUGACUCACUCAGGCCUGAAUAUUCCUGAACAUCCUUAAAAUAACAUAAGACGUGCCAUCAAGUGCCUCUUCAGCAGCCGUGAUUGUCUUCUGGCAAUGUGUGAUUAAAACUUUUUUUCUACAUAUAAAAGGACAUAUUGCUUCAAGUGAUGGUAAAGCAGUGUGUUGCUUUAUGAUGUGCUGGUCCCUAGAAUGACACUGUAUAGAUUUAUCACAGGAAGAUGCCAAAGAAACAGGAUUGGCUUUAAUCUCUAUUUCCAUUUAUAUUUAUAUGUGCUAAAAUAUAGAGCUGUUGUAACUAAAAACUGAUUUGGCAAUUUUUUUUGGAAUUUUGUUUUUUGGAACUAUUUUCAAGUUUACUGGGCUAAAUGUUCUAUCAACACCUUAAAGUGACGGUAAAUGUUCAUGAAUGAGUGCCUGUUUUUUUAAAAAUGCUAUUAAAAACAGGGGCACUUUCAUUUAUGAACGUUUACAUUGCAGCAGUUUUGUUAAAAUACCUUUUUUCUUCUUCCAAGCCGGACCAGCGAUCCCCUGCCCGCUUCUUCCUACUGCAAUGACGAAACCGGCUUUCUCCAAUCACGGCAUGGCCUCAGGAAAUGUUUGCUCUGGGGAGAAAGCCAUGAUUGGAGGAAACUUGAUUUGUUUGCCGCUGAUCCGGCCUGGAAGAGAAAAAGGUAAGUAUUUUAACAAAACCGCUGCAAUUUAAACUUUCAAGAAUGAAAGUGCCUCUGUUUUUAAUAGUAUUUUUAAAAAAGGGGCACUCAUUCAUGAAAAUUUACCUUCACUUUAUUUGCCCACCAUUCCAGUUCUAAAAAACAGCCCCUAAUUAUGCAUCAUAAAGCGAUUAUACAGAAGAUUGGAGUGUGCUGUUUGAAAAAGUUGCAGCUGUUUUUAAAUCUUCAUACUAAGCAUGCUGACAUUAUGAAAUCCUUUAAACUGUUAUGUUCAUUUUGUAUCAGUAAGCAUACAACAUUCAUGUUUGUUCCGUAACUGGUAAUGGGACGAUAUAAUCUAUUCCUUUGUAAAUGGGCAGGGGGCUGUCUCUGUAAGCUUUUGCAGUAUACUGGUUAUAUAAAAUAAAUAAUGCAUUUAAAAAAAAAAAAGCCUUUAAGAACA
Molecule: messenger RNA, 1731 nt
Organism: Bombina bombina (fire-bellied toad)
Lineage: Eukaryota; Metazoa; Chordata; Amphibia; Anura; Bombinatoridae
Gene: SPRYD4
Product: SPRY domain containing 4
Molecular function (GO): protein binding
Source: RefSeq, a predicted model, not a curated record